Molecule: messenger RNA, 710 nt
Organism: Baudoinia panamericana UAMH 10762
Lineage: Eukaryota; Fungi; Ascomycota; Dothideomycetes; Mycosphaerellales; Teratosphaeriaceae
Exons: 2
Coding region: 45-311 (88 amino acids)
Source: RefSeq, a predicted model, not a curated record
UGUAGACUACUAGAUCUCCGCCGAGACGUUCAUGCCGGAGAGCAAUGAGGAUGCGGAUGUGGUUCGACAAUCGAGUACACUCCCGCUCAACUGCACAUCAUCCUCCAUGCAUCUCUGCCAAGGCAGCUGCCGCAGUUCCAGCUUUUAGCCGCGCGGCGUAUCUAUGUACUCCAGAUAUAUGCUCGUUGCUUUUUGGACGGCCGGCCAGCGCUAUCAAGGACAGAGCAGGCAGACGCAUGGAACCUGUCACUGGGUUGAGGACCAAGAAGGUUCGUCGGUGUGUGAAUACAGGGUACACCGUGGUGAAUUAAACAAAGAAGCUUCGUGGAGGGCCACAGUAUGCUUGUACAGUGGUACCGUUCCAGUGUGAACUCUAAGUGCCGUCCUUCGGACUUCGUUUGAUCUGCAAUCCGCCCGUGACUGGAGGCUGCCGCGCUGUCACCCCAAAAAAAACUUGCCACAUCCCGUUCAGGUUGCCACUUUAUGCAGCGCUGCCAAGGUGAAGUCAGACUCCAAACACGGAACAGCCGUCAUUCUUCCAGAUCGAUUGGUCACUUGUGACUAGCUUGCAUCUCCCCGCGCAUCAUUACCACUCGUGCUUACUGCUUUGGUUGAGGUCGGUCGGUUCAACUGCAGCGGGCCCCUCUCCGCCGCGUACCCUCGCACGGAUGCAGCAUUGCGCGUCCAAGCAGUAGUACCUCUACGCCGAG